Messenger RNA from Temnothorax curvispinosus, 1668 nucleotides. RefSeq lists its product as uncharacterized. The record is from RefSeq and is a predicted model, not a curated record. The transcript has 4 exons. Lineage: Eukaryota; Metazoa; Arthropoda; Insecta; Hymenoptera; Formicidae. Bases 496 to 969 code for a protein of 157 amino acids.
UGAACCUCGAGCGUGCGGCGAAUUCCACGAGUUUCGUGUGAUGUGACGGGUGACAUUCAUCUUGUUUCGCGUUAACCGAGUUAUUAGUAAUAACUUAUCACGUGUCGUGUCGUGAGUUGUGAGCGAGAUCCGGCGUAAGUUCGGAUACAGUGCGUGCGGAAGAAAAGAAAAGUUCUUGUGUGACGCCCAUGUCGAGCUUGGAAAAGUAUACCGGAUCGAACUACCAUUGCGGGAUAAUAGAUUCUUGAGUAAUUUAGAGUAAUUUGCGGCAGCGCCCCUUCGGCUAGCGAGACCGAGAGGUCAUCGACGUCGUCGCAAAAUUUUGGCGCCCAACGUGGGGCCUCUCGCCCGAGAAUUAAAGCUCUCGCGUGGCAAGGACGAAUUAAAUUAAAUCGGAGGGUAUAGUCCGCAUUUUGGAUAGACCAUCUGGACGCGUGGCUAUCCAUCGACCAGGCCGACUCGGAGUUCUGGGACGCCUUGGGCCGAACCCUGGAGAUGAUGAGGAAGGCCCUGAGAGCCCAGGAGGGCGUAAUCGUACACGAGGUCCCACGCCAGAGGGACCAGGGCGUCCAGACUGAAAGGGCGGACUGUGAGAAGGCGCAGACGGACACGGCGGCCCCGGAAGUACUCGAGCCCUUGUUUCUGAUAGACCAGGGUGUGCAGACAUCCAGGGUGUGCAAAUGGUUCGCGGAGGACAGGUUCACUCUGGAGGACCGGAGGAGAAUGGAACGGCGUUAUGGCACAAGGAAGACCAAAUCGGUGGGCACGCAGAUCGCGGUGCCACUCCCAUCGCGGCGGAACACAUCAAUGUUUUCGAGAAGAGGCUGCUGGAGUUGCUUUGUGGAAAUCUAUUACUUUUUUAGAUACUGCCCGCACCCCCGCCGGCGAAACAAGUUCUGCUCUGGGUGCCGGGCACGAGGAGUGACCGUCUUCGAGUGCCCCCGCUGCGGACCGAUACAGUUUGGUUGAGAGUUGGUUGUGGGACUUGGGCUUAUUCUUUAUUAUAGUGUAAAAGAAAUUAAGACGAAUAUUGCAUAGUUUCUUUUGCUCAGAAUUAUUUCUUAUAUAACAUAAAAUUUUUAAUUUAAUUCUUAAUUUCAAUAAGCAAUGCAUUAAUUAUGUACUUUACUUAACUUAAAAGUCCUGUUUCAUUUGUCGGAAAGUUUUGAACAAGCCUCUUACCUCAUUAUCUUACCUCAUUAUCCUACCUCAUCUAAUGUGAUCAAAUAGUCCGUAUGUAGAAUAUAUAAUACUCAUAUAAUAAUGUUAUACCCUCCCCCCCAAAUAAAUGUUCAAAAUGUAGCUUUCUUUGUCGUGUGUAUAAGCCUUCGAUGUAUAGGAGUUUUAAUUUCACAUUAUACAGAAAAGAAUAAUUUAUAUAUUUGUGGCCAUUGCGCAUGUAAAUAUAUAUUUUACAACACCUCCACGGAAAGUUCGACUUUCCAUGCCUGUAGAGAGAAACGAAAGUGGCCAAUUUCACGCCAGGGAGGAAAGUUGUUACUUUCCGCCCGCUAAACAGGGACGAAAGUAAUCAAGUUGUCGGAAAGUUUUGAACAAGCCUCCUACCUCAUUAUCUGAUGUGAUCAAAUAGUCCGUAUGUAGAAUAUAUAAUACUCAAGUUGUUACUUUCCUCCCACUAAACAGAGACGAAAGUGGUCACUUUCUGCC